AAAGCAAUUUUUCUUUUAAAUCUUUCAAGGAAAAGAAUCAUAUUCACCAAGGAGAGAAGAAAGCAGAAGGAUUUUUUUGAAAAGAAAAGGCUGAAGUCUAAGAUGAAUGUGUUGGGAGCAUCUCCCCCUAAGCGCUCUGUCAUCAGUUUAGAUCUCCUCAAUCUGCAUGUUGUCAACCAGAUAUCUACCAAGAAAAAUCAUCUUGGCAAAGUUCAAAAACCAGUUCAUGUGGAUAUUAACCAAGCGCCUGGGAGGUGGCGCAGUAUAGAACUCCCCAAAACACCAGAGCGUAAACCACCAAUGCUGUUCCUUGAUGAUAUCCAGAACAGGCUACAAAAAGAAGUGCCAGAAAACAGAAGAAAAUAUCUUUCAGAAAAAGAGAAUUUCCAGUUUGAGUCAACAAACAUUGUACAUGAAGAGUCGUGGCUUUCAAAGGCAGCAUGCAAGCAAAGAAAUAUCAGUGACCCAGAAGCUGACAAACCAUUGGCUUUGUAUUUCCAACAGUUGAGUAGUCCAGAAUGUAGUCACUCAUUUGGAAACUCUCGUAACAUGACUGCAGGCAAAGAUUUCAAGAACUGUAACAGAGAAGAGCCAUUGUUUGGUAUUAUGUAUGAGAGAGAGACACUGAAUGCCACCCAAGAUACCCAGCCCAUUGCGGCGUUGUUUGAAAAGGAGAAUAAUCAGUUUCCGGCUGUCCCUUCCUCAGAAUUUUAUAGUUCUUUUGGUAACCAAAAUAUUUUAAGCCAGCCACUUAUGGAUUCAAGUAAUAUAAAUCAAACAUCCGGCAUAUAUGGUCCUUACGAUGUCAAAGAAAUGCCUCAGAUUGCAAGCGGUGCUGAAAGGUGCCCUGCUGAGAGAGACCUUGAAAGUAUUUUCACAGCUCCAGAGCAGAUUUACUUGCAAAACUCACAAAGAUUCGGUAUGCUUGAUAAAGAGAGUUUAUUUAAGAAUCGCUUGAAAGAAUCUUGUGUCCGAGAGAGAAGCCUUCUAAUGUCUGAAGAGCAAGAGGAUAUUGCCAACUCUGAGCGUGCAGGGGGAUAUAUCAGCCAGCAUAAAAAGAUUAAGAAAGCAGCAACCAUGGACAAUUUCUUAAAGAAAAACCUGAAGGGUAUCCUGGCAGAACCGAAUCUGAAUUACUUGGAUAUCUUUGGACUUCGAGAGACGGACGAGGAAGUUUGCAGCGAUAAUAGUCAGAGUUCAAAGCCUACAAGAGAACACGACGAUGAAUCUCAGCUGAGCAGCCAGUCCCCCAGUUAUUCUCCAGAGCAGACAGAGAGAUGUGCUGGCAUGACAUCUGAUGAGUCAACAGAGGACGAUCAAGAUGGAAGCCUGUCAUCCUGUUAUGCAAAUUAUAUUUCAAGAAAUAAUGGAAACCCACUUGCAAUUUUUGGAAACCAAAAGUCACGGUGCAACUGCCACUCAAGGGACAUGCCCUUCGUUCUUCAUAACUCUGUAACUAUGGACAAAGCCAACAUUAAUCCCCUGGUAAAGCCAGCUGUUGAUCUAAGGAAAGAUGACAUUGUUCGUCCUCUACAAAACACAUCCCAUGGAUCAUUUAAAAACAAGCAUGUGAAUUCUAAAGCAAGGCAUAAUGCUUCAUCCCAAACAGAGAAAUGUGCUUGCGAAAUAGAAACAUCUGAUGCAGCAGUGCAGUGUGAUAUAAUACAAGACUGCAGCUGCAAAAAAGGGGUCUCCUCUGUCCAUAGUGCUGAAAUAGUCACUUCCACGAUCAAGAUAGAAACCACUGGAGGGCAGAACAUCCCAGCCAACAGAGCUGCGUUUCAGCCUUCAAGUACCAGCAGCGCAGCAUUAGUUUAAAGGCUUGCCUUCUGAGAGUGGAUACUUCAGAAACCAUAUCAAAAUAAGUGUAGGUAUACUAAUAUAACGAAAGCCCUGGAAACGUGACUAAGAAUAAUUGAGCCAUGCUACAUACUUAUUGCUAGUAUAGCAAAGAUGGGAGUUUUGAUAGAUAUAUUUACCACUUGUAUUCGUCAACUAUAAUCCAUCACAAAACCAGACAUAUGCAAUCCAAAGUUAAACAUGAUAAAAGCCCCAUGUUUUCAGUGAGUUCAGCUGAUGACGAAUUGUGACCAUCUAUUUCAGUGAACUUAAAUACAGCCAAUAUUGUGUUGUAUAAUUGUGUGUAACCGCUUCAGUUCUUUCAUUUGCAAACUACAUACGUAACACUGAUUUUAAAAAAAACAUUCUCGUAAAAGAAACAAGAAAUCCACAAAUAAAAGGAAACUCUGUAGUGAACAAUUUAUCCUUGUCAAUGUACACAAUAUUGUUUCUCGGUAUUUAUAUUAAAACCACUGACCACAAAUAUCGCUGUUAACGUGUUCAUAUAGAAAUGACUGGAAUUAUUUAAUCUUGCUUGCAUUAUUUUUAACUUUUCUUGAUGGUUGUUAAUUGUUUGUGACAUCAACUCCUGUCAAAGCUUUUCAGACACAUUUUGUAAAAUAUAAAUAAAUUCACCGCCUUGUGAUUUUUAUGUUAUUUAAAUGUUAAUCUUCAGAUUUAUAAGGUUGAGAUUAUUUCAUUUUAUUCAGCACCUCCUAUCUGUUAUUCAUGAAAUAAAGCCUGUUGUCAUUUA
This is a messenger RNA of Heteronotia binoei (common prickly gecko), 2593 nucleotides long. RefSeq names its product regulator of DNA class I crossover intermediates 1 (gene REDIC1). The record is from RefSeq and is a predicted model, not a curated record. Bases 103 to 1818 code for a protein of 571 amino acids. NCBI's taxonomy places the organism in Eukaryota, Metazoa, Chordata, Lepidosauria, Squamata, Gekkonidae. The transcript is spliced from 11 exons.